This is a messenger RNA of Miscanthus lutarioriparius, 2505 nucleotides long. Lineage: Eukaryota; Viridiplantae; Streptophyta; Magnoliopsida; Poales; Poaceae. The record is from the annotation of a GenBank genome assembly.
AUGACUCCCCUGCUCCUCCUCCUCCGCCUGCUGUGCCUCCUCCCCCUCGCCACCGCCGCCUCCGCCGCGCUACCCGCAGACUUCACCGCGCUCCUCGCCACCAAGUCCUCCCUCUCUGACCCCGCGUCCGCGCUCGUCGCUUGGGACCCGCGACACUCCCCGUCGCCCUGCCGCUGGCCGCACCUGCUCUGCUCCUCCAACCGCUCCUCCGUCUCCGAUGCCCAUGCCCCAGCCGUCGUCGCCUCGCUCCUCCUCUCCAACCUCUCCCUCGCCGGCACGUUCCCGUCCGCGCUCUGCUCGCUGGGGUCGCUCGUCCAUCUCGACCUCUCAUACAACUCCCUGACCGGGCCCCUGCCGCCCUGCCUCGCCGCGCUGCCGUCGCUCACGCACCUCGACCUCGCCGGCAACGCGUUCUCAGGCGAGGUGCCAGGAGCCUACGGCGCCGGGUUCCCUUCCCUCGCCACGCUCAGCCUCGCCGGCAACGACCUCUCCGGUUCAUUCCCGGGGUUCUUGUUCAACGUCACCGCGCUCGAGGAGCUCCUCCUCGCGUACAACCCCUUCGCGCCGUCGCCGCUGCCGGAGGACGUCUCCGGCGCCACGCGGCUCCGCCUGCUGUGGCUCGCCGGGUGCGGCCUCGUCGGGGAAAUCCCGCCGUCGAUCGGGAGCCUCAGCGGCCUCGUCAACCUGGACCUUUCCACGAACAACCUCACCGGCGAGAUCCCGUCGAGCAUCCGGAGGAUGGAGAACGCCAUGCAGAUCGAGCUCUACUCGAAUCAGUUCACCGGGAGCGUGCCGGAGGGGCUGGGGGCGCUCAAGAAGCUGCGGUUCUUCGACGCGUCCAUGAACCGCCUCUCGGGCGAGAUACCGGCGGACGUGUUCCUCGCGCCCAGGCUGGAGAGCCUGCACCUGUACCAGAACGAACUGUCCGGCCGCUUGCCCGCGACGUUGGGGCAGGCGCCCGCGUUGGCAGACCUCAGGCUCUUCAGCAACCGUCUCGUCGGGGAGCUGCCGCCGGAGUUCGGGAAGAACUGCCCGCUCGAGUUCCUGGACCUGUCGGACAACCGGAUCUCCGGCAUUAUUCCGGCGGCUCUGUGCAACGCCGGGAAGCUGGAGCAGCUCCUGAUACUGAACAACGAACUGGUCGGUCCCAUCCCGGCGGAGCUCGGGCAAUGCCGGACACUGACGCGGGUGCGACUGCCCAACAACCGGCUGUACAGAACCGUGCCACAAGGCCUGUGGGCCCUGCCGCACCUGUACCUCCUGGAGCUCGCAGGGAACAUGCUGUCCGGCACCGUGGACCCCACCAUCGCCAUGGCGAAGAACCUGUCGCAGCUGCUCAUUUCCGACAACCGCUUCACUGGCGCGCUGCCAGCGCAGAUCGGCACCCUGCCUGCUCUGUUCGAGCUGUCGGCCGCGAACAACAUGUUCUCCGGGACGCUGCCGGCGUCGCUAGCAGAGGUUUCUACGCUUGGCCGGCUCGAUUUGAGGAACAACUCGCUGUCCGGCGGUCUGCCGCAAGGUGUUCGACGCUGGCAGAAGCUGACGCAGCUGGACCUCGCCGACAACCACCUCACCGGAGCCAUCCCGCCAGAGCUCGGCGAGCUGCCCGUGCUGAACUCGCUUGACCUGUCGAACAACGAGCUCACCGGAGAUGUGCCGGUGCAGCUGGAGAACCUCAAGCUGAGCCUGUUCAACGUAUCCAACAACCGGCUCACCGGCAUCUUGCCUCCUCUGUUCUCCGGCUCCAUGUACAGGGACAGCUUCGUGGGCAACCCGGCGCUGUGCCGCGGCACGUGCCCGAGAGGCCGCCAAUCCAGAACCGGCCGUCGAGGUCUCGUGGGCACCAUCGUCUCCAUCCUCGCUGCGGCCAGCGUCGUCCUGCUCCUAGGCGUUGCGUGGUUCUGCUACACGUACCACCGGAGCCACCACGAUGGACACGCCGCGGAGCCCGGCGGCGGCGGCGGCAGCAGGCCCAGGUGGGUGCUCACGUCGUUCCACAAGGUGGGGUUCGACGAGGACGACAUCGUGAGCUGCCUCGACGAGGACAACGUGGUCGGCAUGGGCGCGGCGGGCAAGGUGUACAAGGCCGUCCUGAGGCGCGGCGGCGAGGACGUCGCCGUCGCUGUCAAGAAGCUGUGGGGCGAGUACUCGUACACCCUGCGCGUGACGGAGAAGAGCGACGUGUACAGCUUCGCCGUGGUGAUGCUGGAGCUCGUCACCGGCAAGAAGCCCGUCGGGGCGGAGCUCGGGGACAAGGACCUGGUGCGGUGGGUGCAGGGCGGCAUCGAGAAGGACGGCGUGGACUCGGUGCUGGACCCGAGGCUCGCCGGCUCGUCCAGGGACGACAUGGUCAUGGCGCUCCACGUCGCGCUUCUCUGCACGUCCAGCCUCCCUAUCAACCGCCCGUCCAUGAGGACCGUCGUCAAGCUGCUGCUCGAGGCUGCGCCGCGGCCACUCGAGAGCAAGCCACCAAAGGCGGCCGAGGAGAGGCCUCUUGAUGUCUGA